Messenger RNA from Sciurus carolinensis (gray squirrel), 7272 nucleotides. It is a transcript of the gene Rttn, whose product is annotated as rotatin. The coding region runs from base 111 to 6803 and encodes 2230 amino acids. Lineage: Eukaryota; Metazoa; Chordata; Mammalia; Rodentia; Sciuridae. The transcript is spliced from 49 exons. The record is from RefSeq and is a predicted model, not a curated record. Gene Ontology annotation, biological process: centriole-centriole cohesion; ciliary basal body organization; centriole replication. Gene Ontology annotation, cellular component: ciliary basal body; centrosome; centriole.
GUUGCGGAACUCACUGUCCCGCGGGACGAGUUUCUGGGGGACAUCGAUCGCGACCGGACUCUGUGGCGCGGCGGUUUAAUUCUCCGGCGGCUGCAGAGUGAGAGGCGGCGAUGGUCCUGAGCGGGCUCAUCAGGAAACUCGGUCAUCAGCUGGCCGAGAUCCGGGAACGCGCUCUCAGGAGUAUUCUCUGCAAGGUUGAGCACAACCUAAUUUGCUAUGCGGAUCUAAUUCAGGAAAGGUUCCUUUUCCUCCACUUGCUGGAGUGGUUCAAUUUCCCGUCCGUUCCCAUGAAAGAAGACGUUCUGAACCUGUUGAACAGCUUGGUAAAGUAUCCCCCAGCAGUCCAGCAUUUGGUUGACCUUGGUGCAGUAGAGUUCUUAUCUAAGCUUCGCCCUAAUGUGGAACCAAAUCUGCAGACAAAAAUUGAUGGCAUUCUGGAUGGACUCUUUGUUCUUCCUUCAGAAGCUGCUGGACUGUAUUCUGCCUCUUACCAGAUCAAUCAAACUGAAUUGUCACAACAACCUGAAAUCUUAACGGGAUAUUUCCCCCAAGACAAAAGUAAUUUCCAGCAGAUGGAAGUGCCUGUGCCACCAGUGGUAAGUCACACUGUGAAGUGUUUGAAGUUUUCUACGUUUCCUUGGCUACCUCUGACCACAACAGACAGGCAUGUUCUCUCCUCUAAUGAAAGCUCUUUAAGAAGUAGUAACUAUACUUUGAUCUGGAAUACCUGUGAACUCUUGAAGGAUGUUAUCAUGCAAGAUUUCCCUGCUGAGAUUUUCCUUCAGAGGCCAAAAAUUGUUCAGAACCUUUUGUCUCUGUUGAAACUGGCCUUUGGUGGAGAUGGGAAACAUCGCUUGGCAUUACAGUCUGUGUCCUGCUUGCAGCAGUUGUGCAUAUAUUUAAGAAACAGGCUUAACUUUCACCGAGACCCACAUUUUUUCUCAAACAAACAAGACAUUAUUUCCCAAAAUUCUUCCUUGUCUUAUUGUCAUGAAGCAAGAGUUACUCAUCAUUCCCCGAACCCAUCCCAUGGAAGCAGCAGCCCUCGGCCUUCUGUGGUGGGGCGCACAGGCCAGAGACCCAGAGGAGAUGGCCAAGACUGGGAUGCAGUGUCUUCCAGUGGAAGUAGUAGUCAUGCUCACAUAAACUCUAGGAUAUCUGUCCACUCACCUUUGGAUGUGGGACACAUAGAUCUUCCAGAACUAGAAACUGAAGACACAUUGGAACUACAGUUCCAGCAGCUGAGUCUUCCCCAGUUUUGCAUCUCCAUUCUGGAAUCAGCAGUUCCCCUCUUAAGAACAGGCAGUAGACAAAUGAUAAUAAGAGUUCUAGAAUUGCUUGCAGAGGAUAUGAUACUUAUUGGUGAAGCAAUUUCAGCUGAUAUCUGGGAUGACAGCAGCCUUUUUGCUAUAAAUAUGAAAGAAAAACUGCUUCUGGUGUUUGGGUCUCUUGGAGAAGCCAUGUGUUACCACAAUAGUAGCGUUGGUCUGGAGCAAACGGAGAUGCUGCUGGUGCACCAUAGGAUGGCCUUUGUCAGCAUCUCACUGUUUGCAGUUCGACUGCUGCAAACACUUCUUCCUGUUGAAAAGGCAAGUGAAUUUUUACCAGAGACGAUGUCAGCAGCAUUAUUUCUCCUUUCUUUGGACAUGCCUGUUUCUUUGGAAUAUCCCUCUAUACAUGAAGCUGUUGUGGCCUAUUUGGAACAGCUGAAUUCUGAAAACUACAGUAUUUAUAAAAGAGCUGCAGAGGCUGUUUAUUCAAUUGAAUGUACCUGUAACUUCCUGUCUGAUGUGGGGAAGGAGGGAGAGAAGAAUCUCUUAGAAUUAGUGGAGCUGGCUGACCAAGCCUUGUAUAGCUUUUCCUAUCAUCAGCAUUUCCCUCUAAUAAAGGAAGUCAUCUGCAUUUGUUCAAAGAUUUGGAAAUCUGCGCAGGCCAGUCCACUGCUGCAAGGAGAAAGUCAGAAGGUGUUCCUGCAUAUGUUGUCCCACCCGUUGCCGCAAGUGAAAGUUGAAACUUACCACUGCUGUCUGGAGAUGGUUAAGGAAUGUUUAGGUGUCCAUAAUGUCACUAAGCCUGUGUCUUCACUUUGUAAUGGAAUUCAUUUUCUGCUUCAUCCAAAAGUUCUGUAUGAAAUUUCUACUUUUGGUAUUCAAGAACCCCAAAAUGAGGUGAAUGCUGCUGCCAAGGCCAUUCUGCUGUAUCUGCUUCAGGGACGACUGAUGAUGACACCACUGACCUGGAACAAGCUUAUCGAGUCCCUCUGUCCUGUCAUUCCAGUCCUGCAGGGUUAUGCCGACCCAGAAGACUCUUUGGGUAACUGCAUUCUUCUUCUGAGCAAAGCGGGUUCUGAGGCAGGAGAAGGCAUCCUCCCUUGUACUACCCAGCUGAAGUCUAUCCUGCGACUUUUGCUAGUGAAAAAGCCAUCGGUCCGUUCACUAGCUCUAAAGCUUUUAGCAGUUCAUCUCACCAGUGAAGAAGGGGCUGAUACAAAACGCCCUUUUAUAAAUGCCAGACUUCUUUCCAGAGUUACUAAUCUAUUUAUUGUGAAGAAACCUAUUGAACUCAAACUGGAUGACAGAAAAGACUUGCUUAUUAAGGUGGACACUGUUAAAAAGGUAUAUGAAAUCUUCACCUCAGAUGAUGUUGAUGUUGUUUUGAGAAAGUCAGCUGCAGAACAGUUAACUGUGAUUCUGCAAGAUAUUAAAAUGCAUGCUGCAGUGAAAAAGUCAUGCCUAAUUGACAGGAUAAUUGAGUAUUUAAAUGAAUGUGUGAGUCAAGAUGGCAAGGUUGUAGAAUGUUUGAUUCAGCCCUGCCUCACACUCCUGAGGAAAGUUCUGUGUGCGGAUCCAAUCAUGCGUGUUUCCCUGUCACAGCAGUCUUCUCUCUUGACUCUGUUAUUCAGAGUAUCCUUGAUAUUUAAUGAAGAUUCUACUAUAGUGACAGAAGUUGGAGCAUUGUUUUGUCUUCUGUUAUUCGAUGAAGUAUCAAGAAUGGACAUGUGGUCUAUUAAUCCUACCAGUAAGCCUUCUUUGUCAUCAGUCUUCAGUUUGCCUGUUUCAAUUUUUAGAAGGUAUCAUCUACCAGUGCAUGUAAUCGGCCACCAUGCUGUGAGUCCUUACUCAAUAGUUUUGCCAUUAUCAGCUGAUUGUUUGGCUUUGAAGCCUGUGUCAGAUAUGCUGAGAAUAGCUUGGAACCUGUCAUGGUAUCAUGGGAGUGAUAAUCUGUUGAAGCAAAUAAACUCCGAAACUGAUAUUAAAGAAUUUUUAGAUACAUUGAAGUUAUCCACAAAAGACAGCCUCAUUCUGAAGAUAACCCACACGGCCAGCGGGCUGCAGGACUGCUUCUGCUCCAUUGUUCAGGCUGCAGCCCACAGGGACGUUCGGGCUGCUGUCGCUCGGAUGAGUUUUUAUCUCCUGAAUGACAAAUUGUCUUUAAAGGUUGGCAUUGGCCCAUGUGGGGUUACCUUGAAGUCCUUGGCUUGGCACACUGUGCUAAACAGGUUUUUACAAGUGCUUCCUGCUUGCACUGAAGAUGAGAAACUGCUAAUAGAUAUCAUACAUUUUUUAAAUAAGUUAAUGAAGGAACAGAGAAAAAAUCCAUCAGUAGAAUUUCUAAACUGGAUUCUAGAAUUACUUCUUAGACAUAGUCCCAACCCACUCUUAGACCUGCUGGUCCUGACAGAGACCCAGGCACGAGAAGAAACAGACGACAUCGGGACUGCUGUCAGGCAGCAGAUUCAGAAGGAACUGAUUGCAUUUUUCAAUACCUUGCUUCUCAGUUUCAUGGCAGUUACUGACAGGAAAUGCUUGGAACUUCUUUACGUUUUCCAAACACAGCUGGCUCUGAAGCUGCUCCAGUGUCUGCGAGUCACAGAUGCUCCUCAUUUCUAUGGUCUGCCUUCCCUUGAGCGGACAUUGCGAGGGAUGGCUCACCUUACUGUGUUUCAGGGGUGGAGCUCACAUUCUCCUCUCACACAGCCGCUUGACAUUUGCAUGAAGUACUUGUCAGGUCUUCUAGAGGUCAUUACUUCUUUUUAUGUGGAGCGUGGAGGAAAUGCGAUGUCCUUCAUGGGAAAAGGUGUUACAAAGAGCACGGUUCUUUGCUUGCUUCACUUGUCCCAUGAGAUGGUGGCCCAAGCUCGGAGCUCGGAGUGGAUCUCACUUUGGUUUUUACCUUUGGGUAGUCUCAGUGAAGAACAGGCCCCUACUCAACAAGGAUUGGCUUGGUUGAUUCCAUUAUGGGUUGAUCGAGACCCAGAGGUGAGAUUCACUUCACUGGGAUUAGGAUCAGCACUGACCACUUUUGAAGCUGGCUGUGUGGCAUUGGCAAACAGUUGUCAAAACAUUUCUGGUGGGCUCUGGGGAACUGUGGUGAAUAUUCUUCUGGACCAAUCAGAAUGUAGUAUGGUACGCCGUGAGGCUGCAUUUAUUCUUCAGAAUCUCCUUGUAAUUCCCAUGCCUAUGAAAACUAUAAAGGAUUAUACUUGGCAGGGCCCUUGUGUCCAUGAUGAGGACUCUGGUCUGUCACUCAUAGGAAAACCUGCCCUUCAGGCUCUUUUAUAUCACUGCCAUUUUUAUGAACAUUUGAAUCAGAUGGCGAAACACUGUUACCUAGGACGGUAUGUGUUUGAUUCGAACUCUUGUGCUUUUGUAACUUCAGGAGGCAGUGAUUCAGAUGGUUUGGAUGACUCAUUUAAGUUUUGGAGGGCUCCAUCAAGAACGCCCAUUCAAGAUCAUGAUCCAAGUUCUCUCUCCACCUCAGAAACAAUGGUGGCAGCCUCAGUGGGCAGUGCUGAAAUCCAGCCUCUUGUGCAAUCAACAGUGCUACUGCCUGAAGCCUCACAUGACCAGCCGAUGGCUCAAGUAAUAGGUGAGCAAGAACCUGCAUCAUCACGGCCACCUCCUCAUUCAUCCCUGGCUGCUCCACUGCCCAAACAGUGUGUUUUGGUUACCCCGUCUCUUCUUUCUGCAGUCUGCAGCCUCUUAGACAACCUCUUGGUGAUCGCUCCAAGAGACACGGCCAAUGCCUUCUGGAAAGCCCAUCUCAUAGAGCUUCUCUGUGGCAUUGUCGAUGCCACCAUUAUUGAGACAUGUGUCCAAGAACUCAGGACCCCACUGCCUUCGUCACCCCCAGUUGAACAUAUUCAGGCUCAAGUUUCCUUUUUCUUGGAAUACCUGUCCUCUUUGUCCAGGCUGCUGCAAUCCUGUUUGUUAGUGGACCCGAACCUUGUGACGCAGGAUGAUCUUCUGAAACCUCUUAUUAAUAACAUCAUUGGAGUUCUCACUGUAUGUAUCAACAAUGAAUUAGAUGCAGAUCUAAUGUCGGCGUUUUAUCGCGCGUGGGCACACUUGUUUGACCUUCUGGCUGCACUCCUGAGGAAAGCUGGCUCUGCCUCGCUCCCUUGCGUCACCGCAGCCCUGGCCAGGCGCUGGGCGGCAAUGAUUGAUUUGUUCUGUGAGUGUGUAGGCUUGUCCCUCAGAUGCCCUGCCCUGUACACGGCCAGCUUGCAGUUCCUGUCUGUUCUCUUGACUGAGGAGGCAAGAAGGCACUUCCAGGACAAAGACAAAGCAAGUUCCUUCUCUCAUCCAACCAUGGCAUCUCUUCUUGAUGAAAAUCAGGAAAACCAGAAGUCUCCAGACAGACUUAAUGAAGUAAUUCUUCAGUGCUAUGAAGGCAAGUCCUCCAAAGAUACCCUGAAAAGAGUUGCUACAAAUGCGUUGCUGUCACUUCUGGCCGUCAGCAGAAGAGCACAGAGGCAUGCUUUGAAAGCUGAUCUCAUAGACAACUGCAUGGAGCAGAUGAAGCACAUUAAUGCACAACUGAACCUUGAUUCUCUGCGGCCUGGGAAAGCUGUGCUAAAAAAAAAGGAGGAUGGUUUUAUUAAAGAGUUAAGCAUUGCCAUGCAGCUCCUAAGAAACUGUCUUUAUCAAAAUGAAGAAUGUAAAGAAGCGGCUCUUGGCGCUCAUCUGGUCCCUGUCUUGCACUCUCUCUGGCCUUGGCUUUUGAUGGAUGAUUCACUGAUGCAGACUGCCUUGCAGCUACUUUGUGUCUAUACUGCAAAUUUUCCAAAUGGUUGCAGUUCUCUUUGCUGGUCAAGUUAUGGACAAUAUCCCGUUCACGCUGCACACAAAGGAGCCUCCAGCAGCUCUCUGAUGCUAUGUAUCCUAAAGUUGGCCUCUCAGAUGCCUCUCGAGAACACCAACAUUCAGCAGAUUGUUUUUAUGUUUCUUUCAAACCUGGCCUUGUCUCAUGACUGUAAAGGGGUAAUUCAAAAGAGUAACUUCUUACAGAACUUUCUGUCGCUAACAUUGCCAAAAGGAGGAAACAAACAUCUCAGUAAUCUGACCAUUCUUUGGUUGAAGUUACUCCUGAAUAUAUCUUCUGGAGAAGAUGGGCAGCAAAUGAUCCUGAGGCUUGAUGGCUGUUUAGACCUACUGACUGAGAUGAGCAAAUACAGGCAUAGGAGCAGCCCUUACAUUCCACUUCUUAUUUUUCAUAAUAUUUGCUUCAGUCCUGCAAAUAAGCCCAAGAUUCUGGCUAAUGAAAAAGUCAUUACUGUGCUAACUGCCUGUCUGGAAAGUGAGAAUCAAAAUGCUCAGAGGAUUGCAGCAGCUGCACUUUGGGCUUUGACUUAUAAUUACCAGAAGGCAAAAACAACUUUGAAAAAUCCAUCAAUAAAAAGAAAAGUGGAUGAAGCAUAUUCCUUAGCAAAGAAAACUUUCUCAAACCCAGAAGAAAACCCUCUAAAUGCCUACCAUUUGAAAUGUCUUGAAAACCUCGUGCAGCUGCUCAGCUCUUCCUGAGUGCCAGGAGUCACUGCACCCCGAAGCUGACAACCACCCCCCAGAGAGCUGAGCCUGAGGCCGGCUCAGUGUGGCAGCUGCCACUGAAGCUGCACUGACUGCAGAGAGCCGGCGCCUCCUUGCCCCGGAGAAACAGGACUGGCGACACUGGAAGCGGGAGAAUCGGUGACCUCCUGAUUCUAGGCGUUGGUGACAGUGUUCUGGAAGCGAUAAUAGUGGACAAGAGGUGAUGGGAACAAUGUUCUGGCAACAUGAACAUUUUUAUUCUUUUCUAUGCAAAUUGCUUUGUAAAAAUCCUAUUUAACAGUUAUUUAAUGAAACAAAAUAUUUUUAGAAAUUGAAAAUGUUAUCAGUCCCAUGAAUAUUAAUUUUAACAAUUAAAAGGAGGCAUUAUGUUCUGGUUCGUUUGUUCGUUUGUUCUUUCCUUCCUUCCUUCCUUCCUUCCUCCCUCCCUCCCUUCCUUCCUUCC